This is a messenger RNA of Tarenaya hassleriana, 3614 nucleotides long. Its product is annotated as phosphate transporter PHO1 homolog 1. Gene Ontology annotation, cellular component: plasma membrane; trans-Golgi network; Golgi apparatus. Gene Ontology annotation, molecular function: inositol hexakisphosphate binding. The transcript has 14 exons. Lineage: Eukaryota; Viridiplantae; Streptophyta; Magnoliopsida; Brassicales; Cleomaceae. The record is from RefSeq and is a predicted model, not a curated record. Gene Ontology annotation, biological process: cellular response to phosphate starvation; phosphate ion transport. Bases 248 to 2641 code for a protein of 797 amino acids.
AACGUUUUGGGGUUCCAAUGAACGCCGGUUAGCCGCCGGAGAAUAUUUUCCGGCGAGAAUCGGGUCCCACACGAGACAAGAUCUUUUUUUUUUCUUUUUCAGGUCCUUUUUUUUUAUAAAAGAAAUUCGGAGAGGGAUUGCAUUUUUGCUCCCAAGUGGAAGAAGAGGAUAUUUCAGAAUGUGCUUGCUGAAGCAUCAGUACAAGUAAAAUCUCCAUUCUUCGGUUUCAGACAAGGUGCUUGAAGCCAUGGUGAACUUCACUAAGCAGUUUCAAGACCAGCUCGUGCCGGAGUGGAAAGAUGCCUUUGUGGAUUACUCUCAGCUGAAAAAGGACAUCAAGAGGAUCCAUCUGUUCAACGCCCGUAAUGCCGUCAAUGAGAAAACCGGGAAGGCUACCGAGACUUCUCUGGUGAAAACCGUCAGAUCUUCUGUGGAAAAGCUUGCCCUUUUCGGGAAAAAACGCGGAGAAAGCCACGGGGCCAUCGAAGUUCACAGGAAGAUUGCUUCUUCUGCAAGUAAGGGCUUCGUGUACGAGACAGAACUUCUGGAGAACUUUUCCGACAGCACAGAUGCUGCGGCGAAGGAGUUCUUCGCGCGUUUGGAUGGACAACUGAACAAAGUGAAUCAGUUCUACAAGACGAAAGAGAAAGAGUUCUUGGAGAGAGGAGAGUGUCUGAAGAUUCAGUUGGAAGUGCUCAUGACAGUGAAAGAUGUUCUGAAACAGCAGAAAGCCAAAGCAGAGUCUUCUCAAGAAUCCAAAGAAGAUGAAUCCAUAUCAUGCACCAUCUCUUGCGAGGAGGACUCUGUAAGGAGCAGAACAGAACAAGAGCAACUCCAGGAAACAGUCUCGGAGGACUUGGAGAUCAGUGGGUCGCAAGAACUGGAGUCCCCACGAUUAGACGAGACGGGAAAACAGUUAAGAUCGAAAAACGAUGAUGAACAACCAAGGAGGAUGUCUGGUCGGGGAUUCAGCUGCCAGGGCAAGAACUUCAAGAUAAAGAUUCCAAUGACGAACCCUUCUCUCGCCUUCUCGGCCAUCAGUUACUUGGUAAGGGAAGAUCUGGUUAACCAAUCGUGGAAGAAAUGCGGUAUAGACGGAAAUAAGCUGCAUGUCAACAAGAAGAACUUGCAUCAGGCAGAGAAGAUGAUAAAAAGAGCCCUGAUGGAACUUCACAAAGGGCUAAACUAUCUCAAAACCUACCGAAACUUGAACAUGCUAGCCUUCAUGAAGAUCCUGAAAAAGUUCGAUAAGAUAACGGGGAAACAAAUUCUUUCGAUUUAUCUCAGAGUGGUGGAGAGUUCAUACUUCAACUGUUCAGACAAGGUGAUAAACCUAUCAGAAGAAGUUGAAGAAUUGUUCAUCAAGCACUUUGCAAAUGGAGAUCACAGAAAGAAGGUGAUGACAUAUCUGAAACCGCACCAGCGUAAAGAAUCCCACGGCGUUACAUUCUUCAUCGGUCUUUUCACCGGAUGCUUCACUGCCCUUCUUGCUGGGUACAUAGUCACAGCUCAUCUGGCUGGGAUGUACAGACAAAACUCUGACAGUACAUUCUACAUGGAAACUGCAUAUCCUGUACUUAGUAUGUUCGGUCUCUUGUUUCUGCACCUAUUUCUAUAUGGAUGCAACAUCUUCAUGUGGAGAAAAGCCCGGAUUAAUUACAGUUUCAUAUUCGAACUUUGUCCCGGGAAAGAUCUCAAGUACAGAGACGUUUUCUUGAUCUGUUCUGUCUCGAUGACCGCUGUUCUCGGUGUUAUGUUUGUUCAUCUGUCGCUUCUGACAAAAGGGUACUCCUUCAGACAAGUUCAAGUUAUCCCAGGCCUUCUGUUACUGGUCUUCUCGAUACUCCUAGUCUGCCCUUUAAACGUUUUCUACAAACCAAGCCGGUAUCGGUUUAUUUCUGUCAUCAGAAACAUCGUUCUGUCACCUCUGUACAAGGUUGUGAUGCUCGAUUUCUUCAUGGCUGAUCAACUCUGCAGCCAGGUACCGAUGCUAAGAAACCUGGAAUACAUCGCCUGCUACUACAUAACCGGUAGCUACAAAACGCAGGACUAUGGUUACUGCAUGAGAACCAAAUACUACAAAGAUCUUGCAUAUGCAGUUUCCUUCCUCCCAUAUUACUGGAGAGCGAUGCAGUGUGCCAGGAGGUGGUUUGACGAAGGGGAGAAGAGCCAUCUGGUAAACCUGGGGAAAUACGUGUCGGCCAUGUUAGCCGCGGGGGCAAAAGUGGCUUACGAGAAGGAGAGAAAUGCCGGUUGGCUCUGUCUAGUGGUGGUUGUGUCAAGUGCCGCAACAGUGUACCAGUUGUAUUGGGACUUUGUAAAAGACUGGGGUUUGCUCCAGGUUAACAGCAAGAACCCCUGGCUAAGGAACGAGCUCAUGAUCCGUCGAAAGUUCAUUUACUACUUCUCUAUGGUUCUGAACCUGGUCCUGAGACUGGCGUGGCUACAGACGGUUCUUCACUCCAACUUUGAGCAUGUGGAUCACAGAGUGACAGGGCUGUUCUUGGCUGCUCUUGAGGUUAUCAGGAGAGGAUUAUGGAACUUCUACAGGUUGGAGAAUGAGCAUCUAAAUAAUGCAGGGAAGUUCAGAGCUGUGAAGACAGUGCCCCUUCCUUUCAGAGAAGUUGAUGAAGAAGACUGAUCGAAAUCAUUGUUAGCUUAUCAGAAUCCGACAGCAAACGAUAACAACAGCGGCAACAAAAGGGGGGGAAAACAAGAUUGGUUUAUUCUUGAUCGACCAUAUUUUCUGAUCAAGAAUCUUAGAUUAUUGCUGGUCUUGUCUGAAGAAAUUGAUGUAACAACAAUUCUACCCUCUCUCUCUGUGUUCUUCCCCGAUUAUUGGAUAAAACAGAUAAAUAAAAGGGAUGAUCCCAAUCCAAGCACUCCCACCACAAAGAUAUCAACCAAUCAGCGCAUACAAAUACCAAAGUUUGAAACUUUCGUGGCAAAGUUGAGAGAUUUUGUUCACCGCGAAAAAAAGAGGGGAGAUUUGGACUAGUGUGACGUGGCUCGAUCAGAGACGCUGAGAGAUUUCAUAGAUGAAAUCAACGGUUGACAUUCUUCUGCUCCACCGUUUGUUUGAUUUAGCCGAGGGUUAAGCUCCAUUUGUGACAGUGACGCCAAAAAUGGCGGCGACGGCGACGGCGGACGUUGGUUUCAUUCUUCUCCGGCGAAGCACUGUAAUAAACCGGUUGAUUUCCGGUACUCUGCUCAGUUGUACGAACCGCUUUUUCACGCUCCGAGCCUGAGAACUGCUCUCGUGUGUCAGCAACAACAAUCAUGCAAAAGGAAUUGAGCUGUUGCUGAUUCCGGGUCAAGUUGCUGUUUAAAUUUCACGCUUUCUGGUGAGAUUUGUCGGAAACCUGUGGAUUAUGUCUAUUGUUGUUGGUCUUCGAUGGCAAAUUGCUUACACUGACAUCAAACUACCAAGAAGAAGCUUUGCUUGCCCAAUUUUUACCUGUGAUCCAUGUGGACUUGUCUUUGUCCAGGUAUUCAAUCCAUUGAUCAAGCUUAUAUUAUCCCACAUUCUUGCUUGACAGUGGAAAGAGAUGCUAAAUCUUCAUCCUUUUCGGGCAAAUUGCCAUUGCUUGGGAAUGAAUGGUUGUGUUUUGAUU